Colletotrichum graminicola M1.001 is the source of this 1683-nucleotide messenger RNA. RefSeq names its product amino acid permease. Gene Ontology annotation, cellular component: membrane. The transcript is spliced from 4 exons. Lineage: Eukaryota; Fungi; Ascomycota; Sordariomycetes; Glomerellales; Glomerellaceae. The record is from RefSeq and is a predicted model, not a curated record. Gene Ontology annotation, molecular function: amino acid transmembrane transporter activity. Gene Ontology annotation, biological process: amino acid transmembrane transport. Bases 1 to 1683 code for a protein of 560 amino acids.
AUGACUGCAUACGAUACGGGCACACGGCAGUCCAUCGGGCCCGCCGACGCCUCUCAUGAUGCCGUCCGGGACAUCGAGAAGUCGGGCGGCGACGACCACCACCACCACGACAAGACCGCCAUCCUGGAGCCCCAGCUCGGCGUCGGCGGUCAUGGCCGUACCCAGCGCCGUCUGCGGGACUACCAGGUCACCAUGAUCGGCUUCUGCAGUGGUAUCGGGACCGGCCUCUUCAUCGGCGCGGGCUCGGCCUACGCCAAAGCCGGCCCCGCCGGCUUGCUGCUCGCAUACAUCGUCGUCGGCGCCAUUCUCUGGUGCGUCAUGCAGAGCAUCGGGGAGUUGGCGACUCUGAUUCCCACUGCCGGAUCUUUCCCUCACUGGGCCACCCGCUUCGUCGACCCCGCCGUCGGGUUCUCCCUCGCCAUCUCCUAUGGGUACUGUUAUACUAUAUCGAUCGGAGCCGAAGCGUCCGCGGCCGCCAUUCUCGUGUCGUACUGGACGGACGUCACCCCCGCCGUCGUCAUCACCGUCUCGCUCCUCCUGAUCCUCGCCUGCAACCUCCUCAGCGUGCGCUGGUACGGCGAGACCGAGGUCGUCGGCGGGUCCGUCAAGGUCCUCUGCUUCGUCGGCCUCGUCUUCGUCUCGAUCGUCAUCACCGCCGGCGGCGGGCCCAACCACGAGGCCAUCGGUUUCCGCUACUGGAAUCACCCGGGCGCCUUUGUCGAGUACAACGGCGUCGGCGGCUCGGCCGGCCACUUCCUUGGUUUCCUCGCCGCCUUCGUCAACGCCUCCUUCUCCUUCAUCGGCGUCGAGACCGUCGUCAUCAGCGCCGCCGAGUCCAUAAACCCCCACAAGGCCAUCCCCAACGCCGCCCGCCGCGUGACGUGGCGCAUCGGCCUGUUCUACGUCCUCGGCGCCCUCCUUAUCGGCCUCAUCGUCGACCCGCGCGAGCAGGGCCUGGUCUCCGACACCGGGAACGCCAACAGCUCGCCGUGGGUCAUCGCCAUCCGCCAGGCUGGGAUCAACAUCCUGCCCUCGAUCGUCAACGCGUGCAUCCUCGUCUCCGCGUGGUCCGCCGGCAACUCGUACUGCUGGGUCGGCUCGCGCAUGAUCGUGGCCAUGACCACGGACAGACAGCUGCCGCAGUUCUUUGGCCGCACCACCAAGUCCGGUGUCCCCUAUGUCGCCGUCAUCACUGCCUGGCUCUUUGGCCCUUUGGCGUAUCUGAGUCUCGGCUCCGGGGGUGCUGCGGAUGCCUUCCAGUGGCUCCUGAGCCUGAGCACCGUGGCCGGCUUGAUCGCGUGGGCGACGCUCUGUUUCUGCUACAUCCGUUUCCAUCGCGCCAUGGAGGUCCAAGGCGUCAGCCGCGACACCCUGCCCUGGAAAGCACCCUUCCAGCCGUACACCGCCUGGUUCGGCUUCAUCGGGUCGACCAUCAUCACCUUUGUUGCCGGGUUCUCCGUCUUCCUUGCGGGCAACUGGUCGACCGCGGACUUCGUCGCCUCGUACAUCGGUAUCCCAAUCUUCAUCGUGCCCAUCGUCGCCUGGAAGCUGUACCACAAGACCAAGUUUGUUCGCGCGCACGAGAUUGACCUUUGGUCUGGGCGCCUUCACGAAUCGGAAUACGUUCCCGAAAAGCCCAAAGCGACAACAUUCAAGGGUCGUGUCAAGGAUUGGUUCUCCUGA